This is a messenger RNA of Didymodactylos carnosus, 474 nucleotides long. Lineage: Eukaryota; Metazoa; Rotifera; Eurotatoria; Philodinida; Philodinidae. The record is from the annotation of a GenBank genome assembly.
AUGUCUACAAAUACUUCCGCACAAUUAACUAAUCCCUAUCCGUAUGAGCCACCGGCCAAUUUUUUAGAAAUUGAAGUGCUCAAUCCAGAAAUACACGGUUUUGGUAGUAAACGUUAUAUUGAUUAUGAAAUUCGAAUGAAAACAAAUUUACCAAUAUUUCGUUUAAAAGAAUGUACUGUUCGACGACGUUAUCGUGAUUUUGAAUGGUUAAGAAAAGAAUUGGAUCGUGAUAGUAAAGUUGUGGUACCCGAUUUACCAGAAAAAGCAUGGACAAGACAAUUGCCAUUUCGUAAAGAUGAAGGAUUAUUUCAAGAGGAUUUUAUUGAAGAAAGACGAAAAGGUUUGGAAAAAUUUAUAAACAAAAUUAGCAGUCAUCCAUUGGCACAAAAUGAACGGUCAUUACAUGUGUUUUUGCAAGAACCAUCCAUUGAUCUUGAUAAAUACGUUCCAGGAAAAAUGAAAACUGUUAAUUAA